Messenger RNA from Styela clava, 1518 nucleotides. Lineage: Eukaryota; Metazoa; Chordata; Ascidiacea; Stolidobranchia; Styelidae. The record is from RefSeq and is a predicted model, not a curated record.
GCCUUAGCUUAAUGUAGGCGAUGAUAUAUUGAGCCAUGUUUCAACAAGAGCAUUUUGGGAUUCAUAACUCAUAUAGAGAUGUAACCUGGAUAUACUUCACACUUACCUACUGGGAGUAGCUGUACCUGGAUAUACUGUGCAUAUUGAGAGUAGCUGGACAGUCCGGUGAAUGAAACGAAAGAUCUCGCCAGACAUGCUGGAGGAUGACAAUUUCUUUGACCUUAUCACAAGACUUCAAGGUCGUAGGAUGGACGAUCAACGAUGUGAAAUGAGAGAUGACCAAUAUGGGUUACCGGCGUUUUUAAAACCUAACCCUCCAGACCCUCCCUCAAAUCAUCACCCUGCAGCGAAUGGGGCAAUGGGGGGAUGAUAACCCAUUGGAAAUGAUGAGGACGGCCAACAUCAGCAAAUUUCAACAAUGAUGAAUAUGUUAGCAAACUCACAAUCAAAACGCAUGGAUGAGCAAAGGGUAAGUCUCUCUGGACUUCCUGGGUUAAGGGUCAACGAUGGCAUCAACGGCGAAGGUGUUAUCAAUCUGCAACAACCAGAUGGCGCUGCAGCUCCAUUACCAGUGGUUCUUCGACCAAGACUGGAAAAUGGUGGAAUACCAGGAAAUGAAAACAGACACUCACUCGAUGACACAUUUUUUAACGCUCUCAUGAGAUGCCAGAGCACGAGGUUAAACGACCAGCGCUCGUCCCCUCCGAUAUUCGACGCUCCGGUGCUGCCAACGCCCACUAUUCCAGACGAAGAUUUCUUUGCAUUGAUUGUUCGAAUGCAAUCGUCAAGAAUCGAGGACCAGCGCUGCCGUUUUAGUCCAGAACGGGAAUCCCCUCCUAAUGUGGACCCCGAUAAUGACGACAUAUCACAGUAAAUGUGGGACAUAUUUUGGUGCCCACUGUGGCACUAAGCUGAAUUUGGUUGUUGUAAAUCUGUUCCGUGGCAUUUUUGUGAUGCCUUGCAAUGUUUUUUACUCAAUGACAUCAGAUAUGUGCCAUGCCACUUGGCAUGCCGCACCUCUCACCUUGCUGUGUUUUAGAUAGUGGCAUUACAUGAGAACCAUGGCGCCUACCAAGCGGCAUCGAAUAGCCACCAUUGCUUUGUUCAUUGUGUUUUUAAACAAUGACGUUUAAAAUUGUGGCAUCUACUGUGUGGAAUCUAAACAAACCAUGCCACCUACUAGCGUGGCAUGAAGAGGAUUAUUUUCAUUGGAAAGACGCUCACUGCCCUGAGACUUUGGAGACACUGAGGCAUUCAAUAAUGCCUCGAAAUGAAUUUGAUGCCCCGUUUGAAUGCCAUGCUGCCAUAGUAAAUAUCAUCCAACUAUGGGUUUAGGGAUUGACCUCCCAUUUUCUUUGUCAUGGUUAAGAUGCCGCUAACUUCCUGUGCCACCAUUGAAGAUGUUUUUGCUGCCAUGUAGUAAUUUUAUUUCUAAUUAUGUCACGCUUAAGCUAACAUUGUGCAGUUGUAGAAAUGAAAUAUUAAUUAUGCAUCAUAAAUACAGUGCUUGAAAUAAGC